This is a messenger RNA of Chara braunii, 1527 nucleotides long. The record is from the annotation of a GenBank genome assembly. NCBI's taxonomy places the organism in Eukaryota, Viridiplantae, Streptophyta, Charophyceae, Charales, Characeae.
CGGCAAAGACGGAAUCCGGAUAUUGGUCCGAUGUUUGAAAGGUUGACUGUGAGGGACCACAUGGCCAUGUGGGAUGCACUUGCGAGACCUGAUGUCGUGUUUCUUGAACCGGUGAAACUUCUGCAAAUUCUCUGCAUGUUCGAGAAAACGUGUCCUCAACAUGGGAAAGAGGUGGAGGUGACGAUAAAGAAGAUACAUUAUCCUUGUCACAUUUGCAAGUUGCAAUUCGAGUGUGGGAAAGGGUGCACAUGGCACUGGAAUUCCACGAAGGUUGUCAAAGGUGGUGUGAGAGAUUCGAGGGUGGAGACUCAAUUGUUCGAGUCCAGUGUGGCUGCGGGGAUGGCGCACACUCAACUGAACAACCUCUUGAUGGGCCUCGGAAUGAAGAAGGUUAGGAAAGAAACAUUUUUUUUCCGUGAUGAAGGCAAAGGUUCGCGACAGUGGCUGCAGCACGUAGAACGAGUUAUGCAAAGGAGCUUCGAUAGGGUCAUCGCACGUUUGCGCAAAUCUAACGAUUCGAUUGUCAUUUUGGUCGACGGGUGUUACGGCUCGUCUCGUGACGCGCAACAUUGUACGGUGUCGGCGCUGGACUUGAAGUCUGGGAUGAUCGUGGGUACGGAGACGAUGCUGAGGGAGGGCGAGUCAUCGUGGCGGCUGGAAACACAGUGUAUGGAGAAGCUUCUUCAUCGAUUGAAGGACGAAAAAAACCUGAUAAUCGUCGAGGUUGUACAUGAUGAUUGUUGUCUGGUUGACGUCAUCCUACGACGAAUGAACAUUGACUCGCAGAAGUGUAUGUGGCACAAAGCCAAGACUUUGGUGAAACGCUUGCGAGAGGCUGUGUGUGCCACGAAGACUGUCAAGCCAUCUGUGGUGGGCGCUUGCAAACACGUGCGAGAGGUGAAGUGUUUCACCAAGAAGGAACUCGAAGUUUGGCUCGAUACGAAGGGAGUGCACGUGCCUGGAACGGCUACGAAAAAGAAGGACGAGCUCGUUGAAAUAGUGUGGGGUGUGCUGUUUCCCAAUGAAGCAUGGAAGCCGUUGCCAGAUGACGUUGUCGAGAUCGACGCGUUGGAAGCCUUCCAUUGCAGUGCGGCGGAGGAGGCGAAGGAAUGGUUGUACGGCGCUUGCAGGAUGCGUGAACGAGCGAAGGAUGACGACGGCGAUGUGUUGGCCUCACAUGCGCAACACCUGGCCAAUCAUUGGGCUGGGGAUCACUCCCUGUGCGAUAAGGAGUGCUCAAACCUGUGCAAGGUGGCCGGCGGUUCGGAGAGAGAGCCAUUGUACGAGGCUGGGGGUCGGGUUCAUGUCGCGAUUUCGCGAUGUUUGCAACAAGUACUGCACGAAACGAUUGAACUUCGCUUCCAACACGAAGAUGGCAUACUACACACGUGCGAGGAUGACGUUCAACAGCGAAUGCCUCCACUCUGUGAUCAACAAGUACUGCAUGAAACGAUUAAACUUCCCUAAGUCGUAUGAGGCGCGAGUUUGUUGCACCGCGCUAGAAUGGAACAAAAACAAACGAAUCAG